This is a messenger RNA of Iphiclides podalirius (scarce swallowtail), 261 nucleotides long. Lineage: Eukaryota; Metazoa; Arthropoda; Insecta; Lepidoptera; Papilionidae. The record is from the annotation of a GenBank genome assembly.
AUGAAUGAGGUUCUUAGUAAUCAAUUAUCGAGUGAAUCGGCUCGUCGGAGCGCGGCGCGACACACACUAGGGCGGGCGGACUCGGCAGCGUUACGUCAGCGAGGGGCGAGGGUCGGGGGGCCUAGAAGGGUCGCGGGGCGAACUCGGCUGAGAAAGGGGGGGGGGGGAGAAGAGCUGCGCCCCGCACUGCUGCAUCCUCCGAGCGCCUCUUCGCCCGGCUUCGAUGAAAAACGUGACAUCUCUCGCGCCACCCGCCCUACG